AUGGAAGUCUCGCCCUUAACCCAACAGGCUCGACCUGAAACCUUCCAACCGAAAGUUGAUCAGCUGUACGAAGCGUUAUUCAAGGAUGAUAUCGAUACGGACGGAGAAAAAGCCGAGGGUUUCUGGCGAGAGUUCUUCCUCCUGAAGCCCGACCGACCCUUCUUGCAACAAAUUCUAGCCGCCCUAGGACCCGACGACUUAAUAAACCUUCAGUCGCAAACCCAACAGCUCUUCUUCCGGGCUGUGGAAUGCUUGAAAAAAGGAAAUGGUGUGGCCGACCUACAUGCUCUUGAGACUUUAACAACCUUCUUCUCUGCCAUUCUUCCUAAGAAAUAUACAAACCCGAGCUCGGAUAUCAUAGCUGUGUUGGCGGGCCUAGACCAGGUUGAUGCCGUCUUCACCGAUUUUGUAGGGGCUCUGGAUGGGGUAAUUCGUAAUGGCAAAUCAAUGGAAGUUCGGCAAAAGGCCGUGGAUGUUGUCUUAUCCAUCACCUCGGGUGCAUACCAGACAAGUAUUCUAACAUAUUUCAUACAGCGGGAUCUCUUCCCCGCCAUAAUGAAGCUCAUUCAAGACUCGGAAUCUUCCGGAAAGGUCCUGGAGCCAUUUACUUUAUUAGGCCUAUUGGCAAAUUACAACAAAUUUGAAUUUCAGAACCCCUACCAGCUACGACUCAACGAUUUCGUUAAUGAGGCUGCUAUCCGGAAAAUCGUUCGAUGCGUCGGGCAUACUUGCCGGAGUUUAAGAAGUCAAUACGUCGAUAUUCUACAGGAUUUACCGGAAGGGUGGUCCAUCAGUAAUACCCUAACCAUGAUCGGACUUGGUGCUAUUACUCCUGGUGCAAAGGCACAUCAGAAACCAACAUACGACCCAGAGGUAGCUAAGCAGAUGUUCGCAAAAUUGCCCGGCGAAGAUGCUGCUGUGCUACUAGGUGCAUAUGAUUUCAGUCACGCAAAUAAGCUAUUCUGCUUCACCCUCGUCACAUUACCUGCUGAAAAGGGCGAAGAGCAACCUAUUUCUAGUUUCCUAUCACUAACCUCUUACCUCCUUCAACAUGCCUUCCUCUCUACCAGAGCCACAAACUAUGCUCAUCUCAGUCUAAUGGUUUUCCGGCUUCUUAUUGAGGACCAGCUGCUAUGUAAGCGAAUAUGUAGCGAUGAGAGUAAAGUCGCCGUCAGACUCUGCCGCCAACGGCAACCAUUCCUGCCAGCUGUCCGGGGAGAACGCAUCUUGGCGACAAGCGUUCUAGACACUAUGAUAGAUGGCAUCAACCAUAAUCUGCGCCGCAGACUCGAUGUCAGCCUCUACACUUUGUGUGUUGGUAUCAUGUUGCGUAUCAUCUCGUACCUUUCGCGGUCACGGACAAGAUUGCAAUACCAUUGGUCUGAGCUGUUUCGCUCUCUGCUAUCUCUUAUUCGUUUCCUCACUACUUAUUCUUCUGAUCUCAAGGGGCUUUCCCAUUAUGAAUCUCUCUUGGAUCUGGUCGUGAACCUAUUGGCCCUUUCUCUCUCUGCAGGUGAAGCCUUUCUUCCUACGCCUGCUGCCUAUGAUGACCUGUUCUACAAAGUUGUCGAGAGUGGUGAGAUCCUAGUAAAAUUCCGCGACACCUACCGCCUAGCAAGCCGACCAUCAAAUUCAAUAGGCACGCUUAUUAGCGUGAGUACGCACUACAAAACCAUGUUGGACUCUGAUAGUUCCAAAAAGAACCUCACUAGUACUGAGGUGGUGGAGGUGAUCAAGCAGGGCUACGAGACGUUGAGUAUCCAGGCAAGGGAAGGGCUUGAUGGCUGGGAGAGGUAUCGUGAAGCCGAUGAACGGACACUUCUUAAGAAGAUGGCACGAGCAACGGUAGCAGACGUUCAGGUUAUCGUCCAAGCCUAA
Molecule: messenger RNA, 1878 nt
Organism: Daldinia childiae
Lineage: Eukaryota; Fungi; Ascomycota; Sordariomycetes; Xylariales; Hypoxylaceae
Product: UPF0588 membrane protein C20F10.02c
Exons: 6
Coding region: 1-1878 (625 amino acids)
Biological process (GO): regulation of Golgi organization
Cellular component (GO): cytosol
Source: RefSeq, a predicted model, not a curated record